Molecule: messenger RNA, 1213 nt
Organism: Xyrauchen texanus (razorback sucker)
Lineage: Eukaryota; Metazoa; Chordata; Actinopteri; Cypriniformes; Catostomidae
Product: myosin regulatory light chain 2, skeletal muscle
Exons: 6
Coding region: 69-581 (170 amino acids)
Biological process (GO): skeletal muscle tissue development
Cellular component (GO): cytoplasm
Molecular function (GO): calcium ion binding
Source: RefSeq, a predicted model, not a curated record
CAAACAUGUCAGUCACAUCAGCGUGGUCUACACUUCUCCUCUUUGACCAACCCAAAAAACCUUGAGAGAUGGCACCCAAGAAAGCCAAGAGGAGGCAGCAGGCAGAGGGCGGCAGCUCCAAUGUGUUCUCCAUGUUUGAGCAGAGCCAAAUCCAGGAAUACAAGGAGGCUUUCACAAUCAUUGACCAGAACAGGGACGGUAUUAUCAGCAAGGACGAUCUGAGAGACGUGCUGGCCUCCAUGGGUCAGUUGAACGUGAAGAAUGAGGAGCUGGAAGCCAUGGUCAAAGAGGCCAGCGGCCCCAUCAACUUCACCGUCUUCCUCACCAUGUUUGGCGAGAAGCUGAAGGGUGCUGAUCCUGAGGACGUUAUUGUGAGCGCUUUCAAAGUCCUGGAUCCUGAGGCUACCGGCGCCAUCAAGAAGGAAUUCCUAGAGGAGCUCCUGACCACCCAGUGCGACAGGUUUACCGCUGAGGAGAUGACCAACCUCUGGGCUGCCUUCCCUCCAGAUGUGGCUGGCAACGUAGACUACAAGAACAUCUGCUACGUCAUCACACACGGAGAGGAGAAAGAGGAGGAAUAAAAUCACUCUGUCUACCAUCAUUCAUCUCUACCUCAUUACCACCUCACCAACUGUCAUUACUGCCGCUUCACGGCGCACCCGCAUUCUCGUUCUUCCCACAGUCCAUCUGAUCUUUUUAAGAAAGACUUAAAUGCUAAACUGGAGGACCGUUGGAGUUUGGGUAGUCUAAAUGUGAGCUGCAUGGAGCACAUGGGAUUAUAUUGAAAUAAACUAAUCAAAAAUAAUCAAAUCACAAUAAAUCCGUUCUCUCUGCCAGUACAUUUCCGUUAAAAAAAUCUAAAUAUAAAAAAAGAAGGGGAGAUAUUAAAAGAGAAGGUAUGCCUCUAUAAUAGAGCAUCGCUUUCUCUCUCCAUACCUCCCACUUGUUUUCUUGGAGAGACAGAAGGAAGCAAGGAAGGAAGAAAGAAAGUAACGAAGAAAGAAACAAAGAAAGAAACAAAGGAAGGAAGGUUGUUGAGAAUAGGGAAAAGACACAGAGGAAGACAAGUAGAGGAUGAGAAAAAGAAACAAAAGAAAAUUUUUUAGUUUUUACUUUUCCUAGCUUGUUACUCUUCCAUUCUGAAGAUUCUUGAUUCGUGUCUCUGUUCCAAACCACCUGUAACUCAAAAGUCAAAUAAAAACCUUUCAUAUUC